GUGUCUGUCCGUGUGCGCCUGCUGGGGGGGCGUGGCCUCGCUGUGACCGUCGUGACGCGCUUCCGGCUCUGGCUGGCGCGGCGGCGGGAGCGCGAUGCCGGGCGAGGUGGUGACGCUGCAGCUGGGGCAGUACGCGGGCUGCGUGGGAGCCCACUGGUGGGGGCUGCAGGCCGCCGCGCUGCGCAGCCCCGGCGAGGCCGCCGAGCUCCGCGCCGCCGCGCUGCUCCGUCCCGGGCGGGCGGCGGGCGGCCGGGACACGCACACGCCGCGCCUGGUGGCGCUGGAGCUGAAAGGCGGCGUGGGCUCGCUGAGGCCCGGCGGCGCGGGCCCGGAGGCGCCGGUGGCCUGGGACGGGGCCGUGGCCGCCUACCUGGAGCGCGCCUCGGCCGGGGGCUGCGCGCCGCGGGACGCCGGGCGCCGGACGGAAGAUGCUUCCUCUGCCGGAACGGGCAGCGCCAGCACGGCGGCUUCAGGCGCGUCUCCGGCCCCUUCGCGGCUCGCUGUUUCCCAGGACGUUUACUCGGGCGGCCAGGUGCGGGUCUGGUCCGAUUACCUCAAUGUGCACUUGCAUCCCAAGAGCAUCUAUGUCAUCCGCCAGUACAUGCACGACGGGGAGUGUGGUUGUCUGGAAGCCUUUGGACAAGGUGAAAGUCUCCUGCAGGAUCCCAGCUGCACAGAGGAGUUAGAAGAUCGAUUGCACUUCUAUGUUGAAGAGUGUGAUUACCUGCAGGGAUUCCAAGUCCUCUGUGACCUACACGAUGGAUUCUCUGGAGUUGGUGCCAAGGUGACAGAACUGCUCUGUGAUGAGUAUUCAGGAAAGGGAAUCCUGACCUGGGGCUUGACUCCGGUCACGAGUAACGUGGGCGAUUCUCAGAACUCUUACAGACUGAUGAACACAGCCCUAGGAAUCGUCCGCCUCUCCAGUCACAGCUCGCUCUUUUGCCCCCUGUCGCUCAGCGGGAGCCUAGGCCUCAAGCCCCAGCCUCCCGUUACGUUUCCGUAUAUAAACUACGACGCGUCACUGAACUACCACAGCAGCGCCAUUUUGGCGGCGGCGCUCGAUACCCUCACGGCUCCUUACCGGCUCUGUGCCUCCCAGGGCUCGAUGAUGCACCUUGCUGAAACACUUAACUUCUCUGGGAGAAAGGUGGCGGCAGCGUGGGCGUCCGUUCCCUUUCCUGCCCUACACGGCUACUCGCUCCCCGAUACUUUAAGCGCCUACCAGCAGGAUGUGCCCUGGAGUCUGCUGUCUUCGUGUAGGGAGCGAAAGGUCAGCUGCUGUUUUGCUCAGUCUGUUGUGCUACGAGGAAUUUGCAAAGAAAGUCACACCAGCAGCAGCCGCCAUCCUGGAAAGCCGCCCCCUUCUCCACUCCACGCGUGCGAGAGCACCGAGCAGGUUCUGCAGCGUUACUUGCGCGCUGUGUUUCCUGGGGCCUUCAGCACAUCCCACGUGCUUGAGCAGCCGUGUAAUACCCUACCUCCGUACCCCCAGUUUUUUUCUCCUCUCUUGACCAGACAAGGCUUCCUCCUGGACAAACCUCCCCGUUACUCCUCAGCUGUAGAAAGCAUCCCUGUGCUGGCAGCCCUGCAGUCCUCGCCCGUUCUGCACACGCUCCUCCACGGCUUGUACAGGGAUCUACAGAGGCUGAACCCACGGCGAUGGGCCAGCUUCUUCUCUGCCGGCGUUGAGGAGGCUGACUUCCGCGAGGCCUUAGAGGAGCUAAGAACUCUGUCACAGUGCUAUGAAACGGGGGCUGAAGCAGAUGAAGCUGAAGAUGAAGCCGAUUCGGACUAACUCAUCUUACAGACAGUGGAAGUAAAUAGCUUUAAGAUCACUUUCACAAUAAAGAUACCGGCUUUAAAGAUGGCCCAGCUGCUACUUGCUUUUCACUUCAGCGAAACGCUGUUACAAGGGCUGGCUAACGUUCUCCAGCUACUUUCAGGUGUGUUGUAAAGGAGGAGAGCUGCUUUUGGGGGCUGGUUUGGGGGGUUUGGGGGGCUGGUUUUGGCUUUUUAAAUUUUUUUUUUAACUUUGCAAAGUGAAUUUGCCCUGCCUGUUGGAACAAGACCACACAAUAAAUACAGACUUCAGAUUGUACGUGGGAAAGUUACAAUCAACACAAGGGGAAAACUUUCCAAAAAACCAACCCGUGUGUUUGCCCCACAUGAAAACAGACAUCCUAUUGUACAGUAUUCACAUGUCCUUUUCAAAGGCUGGGGCCCGAUCUUCGCCACGGACUGAAGGUCACCGUCCGCAAGCAUCACUUCUGUCGCUUCGGCGUUGAAGCUCCCCGUAUAGGCUCCAGAGGAUUGUGCCACCCUAACACCCUUCUCCGUUCCUUUAGUUUGAUACAGGUGGCGACGUGCGGCUUGUCAGAAGUGUAGCAGGACGUGAACAACAGAAAAAGGAAGGUGCUAUCUUAAAUACCUGUGCAAAUAUUUUUCCUUUAUCCACAGCACCUGUCUAGCAGCAAACUGGCAAACAGCGCUCCCGCUUCAGGCAGUAGCUUAUCGAGCCGGAAGAACCUUAGUCAUCCGGUUCUUCCUCGGAAAGCAGAAGAUCUUUAUCUGACAACUGGUCUGUGUUACUGGUGCUAGUUGCGUCCUCCUCAUCUUCAGAGCUCCCGUCGCAGGACGUGUGAAACAGCUUCAUCAGUUCUCUGAACCUGUGGGAUACCUGCAGAGCAAGGGAAGUCACGCAGAAGGGGGUACAAAAUGGCAAGUUCGUAUUACAGAGCUCAGGGCGUUUGUGCUCUUAUGUUGGAAAAAAAGCACACAACCACAUUCUAGGUGAGAUUCAGUCAUGAAGGGGAAGAGAAAGGGAAGACCACGGGGUUGUUCUGUUUGCUUUGGAAGAACUGUUCUGUUCUGCUGCUGAUGGAGGCAGGUGACAACCGGCAGAUGGGGACGAUGCCUAGGCAGUGAGGGGGGAAGGUCGAGGGACAAAACCUGCCAGGUGCCUUGUAUUUAAACAGGAGGCUGAAGGCCCAGGUAGCAGUCCCUGAAACAAUUCUGGUACCAAAUGUAAGGCUGGCCUAUCAACGGUAACGUAAAGAGAACCAGGGCAGCCACGGGUUUUGGCUCUGCCAGAACAGAUCAGGGCUUGGUUUGGGUUUGGGUCUUUUUUAUUUGCAGUUGGGAUUAUUUUUCUCUGCUGCAGCAUCAAAUUAAAGUUCCGUUUGGGGGACUAACGUGACAGCAAGUCUCCACCUUCCCUCCCCUCCCCUUUCCCCAGUCGCCGUAGCAGGUGCAAGCGUUUCCACACCAAGCCCUCACCUCACUAGCAGUCUUGUUGCCCAGUUUCUGCGAGAUGGCGUGGAAGGUUUCCAGAUGGGCCCCUUUCUCCUGGCAGGUGGUCAGGAUGACUCUGUCGGCCUCCCUGUGAAACAGCACAAUAGUUAAGAGAGCCGAAAACAAGUGCUGACACACUUUGACCACCGCAAGCCCGAGCGGCCCGUUCCCAGAGCAUAAUGAGAACACAAUUUGGGAGCAGCUUUGUAAUUCUACCUGCAGUUUACCCAUCCUCUACUUCAAAGAAGGCACCCUGUCGUCUAUUUUCUUCACCAUUGCGGGUUACUACAAUCAGCUGCCAUGCAAAGAGUGAUAAACGUAAGAAAAAACACUCUUAAGUGAAUUGCCCAGAACAAAAGCGUAAGCGAAGCAGACAUCACCGCUCUUGGCACCUAAGUACAAGCCCGCUGUGAACCGGAUGGCAGGUUGUUACACUUAAACCACUCUGUGUAACCUGUGCGCAGCGUCCAACAGCCGCGUCACCGAGACGCGGGUGCGGAAAGAAGGGAGAGAUCUCUCAGGUUGUUUAUCCUGCAGUAAUGUGCCAGACUGAAGGAGAAACAAGGAACAUGGAGAUCAUUUAAAGGAGGAUUACAGAGACGGUGAUUCUGAAUUGCUGUGCUAAAAUGAAAACUGGAGAAGAACCCCGUGUCAUGGACUGGUGGUACUGGGAAUUGGAUUAGUGAGAGAGCAAGAGAAGCUUAAAUGGACCGGCCGUUCUGAAAAUGGUGGGGUGCUUCUCUAGUCAGGAAAGCUAUUUUUGAAGGGAAUGCUCUGGAUAUAUUGUGUUUAGAGCACCCAGAGUGGAUGAACACAUGGGAAAAAAGAAAAAAUUAUUAUUAGAAGUUCUCAUUAUCUCAAUAAAUUUGCAUCAGAAA
Molecule: messenger RNA, 4169 nt
Organism: Phalacrocorax carbo (great cormorant)
Lineage: Eukaryota; Metazoa; Chordata; Aves; Suliformes; Phalacrocoracidae
Source: RefSeq, a predicted model, not a curated record